AUGGAUUAUAAGUCAGUGGAUGAGUACAAUUCGGUCUUGUUCAAGAUGGUAUCGAUGCUGAGACUUUGUGGUGAAGUAGUAACCGAAGAAGAGUUACUUGAGAAAACAUUCUCUACGUUUCAUUCCUCAAACAUAAUCCUGCAGCAGCAGUACCGAAUGAAAGGCUUCGCCACAUACACUGAUCUAAUCUCGUGCCUGCUACUGGCCGAGGCAAACAAUGAGCUCCUGAUGAAGAACAGUGAAGCUAGACCUGUCGGAUCUGCCCCGUUACCAGAGGCCAAUGAAGUUGAAAAGAAAAAUCCCAACGAGUGCAAUUACAUCCAGAAUGAUAAGAGAUCACACGGCAUAGGCCGUGGUGGAUACAGGAACCGUGACAAUUACUCGAACGGUCGAGAUAGACACUUGGCCUGCCGGAAAGGAAACCACAAUAACCGUGGUCGUGGUUCCAAUCCCGGCCGUGGCCGAGGCGGAUAUGGACAAGGUCAAGGCGGUAUAUCCAAACCGUCUUACUCAACCAAAUCCGUUUGUCACAGAUGUGGGAUUAGCAACCAUUUGGCCAAGAAUUGUAGAACUCCUAAGCACUUAUGUGAGCUCUACCAAGAGAGUCUUAAGGACAAGAACGCGGAGGCUCAUAUGGUCCAUGAAUCCGGUUAUGAGGCUGAUAAAGAAUCUGAUGUUGCAAAUGACGACCUUAUGGACUUUGAGACUUCUGAUUGUCUCAAAGACUAA
Messenger RNA from Brassica napus (rape), 729 nucleotides. RefSeq lists its product as uncharacterized. Gene Ontology annotation, molecular function: nucleic acid binding; zinc ion binding. The coding region runs from base 1 to 729 and encodes 242 amino acids. The transcript has a single exon. The record is from RefSeq and is a predicted model, not a curated record. NCBI's taxonomy places the organism in Eukaryota, Viridiplantae, Streptophyta, Magnoliopsida, Brassicales, Brassicaceae.